UUUGACAAAAGUCAAUUCGACGAGCAUUGAUUUGGUACCUAUUAAAAUUAGUAUAUGAAAUCUGUAGAUCUGCAAUAAAGUUUGAGUCUUCUCCCCCACAUCAAAUUCAUGGAAAUAGUAGCCAAGUUGCAGAAACAGUUUAUGGACUUCAUUUCAGCUUUGUACCGUGAGAGAUUCUUGGAUGAUCAGUUUCUUCAGCUUCAGAAAUUGCAAGAUGAGAGCAACCCAGACUUUGUUUGUGAAGUAGUUUCACUUUUCUUUGAAGAUUCAGAAAACCUUAUCAACAAUCUGACAGCAGCUCUUCAACAACAGGUUGUAGAUUUUAAGCAAGUUGAUUCCCAUGUCCACCAGUUCAAGGGUAGCAGUUCCAGCAUAGGUGCACAAAGAGUAAAGAAUGCUUGUAUGGCUUUUAAAACCUUCUGCGAAGAGAAGAACAUUGAAGGGUGUGUGCAAUGUCUGCAGCAGGUGAAACAUGAAUAUUUUCUUGUGAAGAACAAACUUGAAACCUUGAUGAUGCUGGAGAAGCAAAUCUUGGCGGCUGGUGGUAGGAUUCCUGACCUGUCAUAGCUAGGUGCUAAUGAUUUGAAGUCCACAUCCUGAGACAAAGGGAGUAGAGAGAAAAGUUGGCAGUACAGAUGAGAUUCAAGAUUGCUGGAUUGUAAUAGUUGUAGAUGCAAAGUAUUUCCAUGUGAAUAACAGACCUUUUAGGUGUUGAACUAUUUAUACAAUUCUAGUUGUUGAACUUUUUAACCCUUGAAUGAUUUACUGUGCUUUAGCCAUUAUUAUUAUUAAGUAGUAGAACUUUUCAGCUUGUUGUGUAGUCGUAUUAUAUUGUAAAUGCACAUGGAAGUUUGUUUGA
This is a messenger RNA of Solanum pennellii, 859 nucleotides long. RefSeq names its product histidine-containing phosphotransfer protein 1-like. Lineage: Eukaryota; Viridiplantae; Streptophyta; Magnoliopsida; Solanales; Solanaceae. Bases 109 to 567 code for a protein of 152 amino acids. Gene Ontology annotation, cellular component: nucleus; cytoplasm. The transcript is spliced from 6 exons. Gene Ontology annotation, molecular function: histidine phosphotransfer kinase activity; protein histidine kinase binding. Gene Ontology annotation, biological process: cytokinin-activated signaling pathway; phosphorelay signal transduction system; phosphorylation. The record is from RefSeq and is a predicted model, not a curated record.